CUCCCACCCUCAUCCCCUCGCUCUCGCGCGCUCCGCCGCCUCCACUCCGGGCCUCAAUCCCUCGGGUUCCCUCACAAACCGGCCGGAACGGCCCGCGCCGCCCCAGUUAUUACGCGCAUGCGCCUUGGCCGCUCCGAGCACCGCUCCGCCUAGUUUUGUUUCUUAAUUUUUUUUAAAAAAAUCAAAGACUAAGCUGAAAGAUGGAACAGAAUAUAUCGGAGAAAAAACCAGCCAUCGCCCAGACUGCAGACUUCGAUGUAAUGGGUGCCUUAGACUGGAAAGACGGCAUUGCCACCUUGCCGGGUAGCAACAUACAAUUUCGUUUAACUGAGUUUGGGACACUGGAAAUAAUUACAGAAGUUGAAGCAAAGGCUACAAAAGCUCUCUCUGCAUCAUCAAUAAAUACCAGUUCAGCCCUUAACUUGUCUACCUCUUCUGUGCCCAACACCAUAACUGCUUGUGGUACUGAAGUGUCCAAGGACAAUAUUCCCAGAUCUGAACUCCAAACCUGUGAAAAUAACAGACACCCUGGGAAAAUGGACUGUUUUGAGAAUUCCCGUCAGGAACCUAGAGACAGAGUCUCUAAGGACACCCCAGGUGACUUCGGGAAACAGACAAGUAGCAGCCAGAUGUAUGAAACAGACAGACCUUCCAAGCGCCUACGAAAAAAGAGGAAGUUGCUUUUGGAUUCUGAAGAUGAGGAAGAAAAUGCAGAUGAUGAUGAGGAAAAGAAUAAAUUGAAUUUGAAAAACCGCAAGAAUACUAAACCAGUAAAGCAAGUUACUCCUGGAAAGAAGCAUGUGUGGAACUGGCUGUCAUACUUAGAAGAAGAAAAAAUGGCACCUGCUCCACUGAAACUCUUCAAAGAGUCUCAGUCCUUUCCACAAAACAAAAAUGGAUUUAAAGUUGGAAUGAAACUAGAGGGCCUAGAUCCUGAACACCCAUCCUUAUUUUGUGUGCUUUCUGUUGCCGAGGUGCAAGGGUACAGAGUGAGAUUGCACUUCGAUGGUUAUUCUGAGUGUUAUGACAUCUGGGUUAAUGCGGAUUCUCCAGAAAUCCACCCUGUUGGAUGGUGUGAAAAAACAGGUCACAAGCUGCUUCCUCCUAAAGGUUACAAGGAAGGGGAAUUUAAUUGGACAUCAUAUUUGAAGAACUGCAAAGCUCAAGCUGCCCCCAAAGCUCUUUUCAGAGCCCUGAGCACACCAGUCACACCUUCUGGUUUUCGAGUGGGAAUGAAGUUGGAGGCCGUAGACAAAAAGAAUCCUUCUUUAAUGUGUGUAGCAACCAUUGCAGACAUGUUGGAUAAUCGGCUGCUAAUUCAUUUUGACAACUGGGAUGAAAGUUAUGACUACUGGUGUGAUGCUAGUAGCCCUUAUAUUCGACCUGUUGGUUACUGUCAAGAAACUGGAACUCCCCUUACAACACCAGCUGAAUACAAGGAUUUCAAAAGCUUCUCAUGGGAGAAAUACUUGGAGGAAACUGGUUCACAGGCAGCCCCAGCAAGAGCCUUUAAACUGCGCCCAGCUCAUGGAUUCCAGCCCAACAUGAAACUAGAAGCUGUAGACAAGAGAAAUCCCAUGUUAAUUAGAGUGGCAACCAUAACUGAAAAAGAUGACCAUCGUGUCAAGAUACACUUUGAUGGCUGGGACCACAGUUUUGAUUUCUGGGUUGAUGCUGACAGUCCAGACAUUCACCCCAUGGGCUGGUGUGCAAAAACUGGACAUGCCUUGCAACUCCCACCAGGGACUGCGGACCCAUCAGGGGCAGUAGGACAGGGAUGCCCUACUCCUGGUUGUCAGGGAUUGGGUCAUGUCAGGGGACCCAGAUAUGGAACGCAUUACACGUACGUGUGCCCAAGAGUUAUGGGAUUAGUUGGCUGCCCAUAUUCUGAAAUCAAUCGCAGCAGGGAGAGUUCUUUACAAGAUCGUCUUGGUGGAGAAAAACCUUCACCCAGUGCUAGUGUUCAGAAGCCCAAGAAACCUGAGACUUCUGCAAGACUUACAGACCUUCAGGAAGACUCUCCACAGUCCAGUAGAAAAUCAUCCACACAAGAUGGGGAGAGAUCAGGACGGAGCAGUGUCCACAGUCUUUCUGAGCAGUCUGAGACCAGCCAAGAGAAGGACUCAGUGGAAGGGGAAUCGUCUGCUGUCACUAAAAUCAAAUCAAAAGGGAUUGGUUGCUCACGUAGCUAUAUACAGCUCCAGCUAGUGAAGCAGGAGGCUGAUGGAAGAGACACAGCAUUUGCUCUGCAGCAGGCCCUCCACCAGUCUGUCUUCAUGCCUUCCCUUUCUGCAAACCCUACCCACCGCCUCCAUCUCUGCUGGGAACAACACUGCAAGCUGCUGCCGGAGGUCUCUGGCCUCACCGCCAAGAAUGUGGCCAAAUGGAGUGUUGAAGAGGUGGCUGGAUUUGUCCAGCGUCUUCCUGGCUGCAAGGAUCAGGCUGCUCUCUUCCGACAAGAGCAGAUCGAUGGUGAAGCCUUCCUUCUCCUGAACCAGUCAGACAUUGUUAAAAUUCUGAGUAUCAAGCUGGGGCCAGCACUUAAAAUAUACAAUGCCAUCCUCAUGUUCAAGACUGCGGAGGAAGACUGAAGCAGCCCCUCCAGGACCAGUCUGAGCCAGGAGAUCAGAGCUGGGAAAGGCCUUCAAAGAACAACUCAGCAGCAGAGAUCCAUGUUACUGAAUAUUGAGCAGGUCGGGACCUUGGAAAGGCAGUGGUCUAAUUGCAUUUCAGACUCUGGAACCUGCUGAAAGGAUCCCAAAGAAGUACAAUUCCUUCUGCCACUUGGAAUGGAUUUAGUGGCUUCCCUUCUAGGAAGAGAUUAUUAAUUGUGUGUUUUUUCUAAUUGAAUAUGGGUAUGGUUAAAUUGAUCUUUUGUGAAGAUCUUGAUGAUGCCUCCAGUUAUAAGAGGAAUCCCGGGUAUUGCUAUUGGUGGGGAGCCAAACUGACUAACCUGUUGAUAGUGCCUAAAAGAGAAUCUAAGUUAUCACUGACGUCCAUGACGACUUCUUUGUGUGCAGAACUUGGGGAUAGGCUUUAAGGGAACAAGGAAAGAGACAGAUUCUUCAAAGCACUGCUGUUGAAAUCCUCAUCAAACAUCUGUGCUUUUUCCAAACUAGCUUUGAAUUUUUAUUCUCUUUCAGCUAUUCAAGCACUGGCAAUUAUUAUUUUGGUCUAGCAGGAUUUGGCAGGGAGUAAGGAGUGCCAGGAAUGAAGUCUGACUCCAUACCAUUGAUUAUCAAGCUAUUAUACCUGCACUUCAAGCUGUGCAAUUGCAGAUGUUAAGAGAUGAAAUGAAGAUAGGUCUAAUAAAGGCUAUUGGGAGAUUGUUCCAACAAAAGAUAAGUCAAUCACUUGGGUGGAGGGCUCCCCUAAUUGAACUGUAGGAAAACCUCUGGAGAGCCAUAACAAAACUACUAGAGUAUGUUUUAAAUGUUUCCAUCUCCCUGUGGUUCAGUGCAAGGAAAGUUUAGGGAUGGCACAUCCCUCUCUGUAGUGAUCUUUCUGAGGCAAGAAUUGUUGGAAAGAAUCUGGAAUCCCCACUCUGAAGCCUUUUGUUUUGAAAGCACAGUGGGUUAAUAAACAGGAGUAUCUAGUGUGGACCACUUAAGCACAAAGGAGCCAAACGUACAAGCUACUAAGGACUGCUGCCUCGCAUCCUCCAUUCAGUUCAGUAGUAGUCUUAGACUUUAGAAUGAUAUCUGCAUGCUUUGCUGUGCAGCAGACCAAUCUCUGGGAGCUUUUGCUGAAAUGCACAGGACCAUAUGGGUAGAUGAAAAAAUAGGCUGGGGGGGGGAUGCAAGGUGCCAAAAGAAUAUUAAAAGAGAGCAAUUUGACACAGAUCUUCACUGGGGAAGGCAGAUUCUGAAAAUUAGCUCAGUUUGUCAAUGGAGACAUUGCCUUUACACCUGCAGCAGGUAAUGGCCAUGUAGUCCAUAUUUCUGUUGCUGUCCCCUAAUUAGCAGCUCACACUGUACAAUAAUAUUGGGUAAUGAAGGCAGUCAUUCUCACUUCUUCAACCCCUGCCCCAUCAAAAUACAGUAUAACUUGGGAAGGGCACAUGCUCUAAUGUUCCUCCCUUCAGAUGUGGAAGAGCUUAUGAACCCUCUCAUAUAACUCCUCUUUCUCUCUUGCAUGCCCAUCAAAGUUACCCCUCAUUCGCCGCCCUGGUGUUUAGCAGACAAUAGAAUCCCUUGGACUAGUGUCUCAUCUAAAGCAAGCCAAGCCUUCUGUUUAUUUAAUGUCAAGCCAUUUUUAGGGUCGAUAACUGUUUAAACUUGAGGGAGUAAAAGGGAACUUCUGUAUAGCAUAGCAAGGAUACUGCUCUGUUGUUAGUGUCUUACAUCGUUGACAUGAAGAAUGUGAGCUGGCAAAGGAUGCUCUUCCUAUUGGUCAGUGGUGGUAUGUCUUUCUCUCCUUUUAACCUACCUUAUAAGCAAAUGUGUGACAUUUCUGUGAAGAAUGGUGUCAAGCUUUCCGUUACAUCCACUUCACAUACAUCUCUCCACUUUUGAUCUCCCAACUAUUUAAGAGUCUCUGUAACCUUCCUGAAGUCAAGAUGACAUAAGACUUGUAAAUAGUCCACAAUCCAGGCUGCUGAGUCUGAACAGUAUUUAAUAAAUCUGCAGAGGCAA
Messenger RNA from Podarcis raffonei (Aeolian wall lizard), 4634 nucleotides. Its product is annotated as lethal(3)malignant brain tumor-like protein 4. Gene Ontology annotation, cellular component: nucleus. The transcript has 22 exons. NCBI's taxonomy places the organism in Eukaryota, Metazoa, Chordata, Lepidosauria, Squamata, Lacertidae. Gene Ontology annotation, biological process: regulation of DNA-templated transcription. Bases 201 to 2591 code for a protein of 796 amino acids. The record is from RefSeq and is a predicted model, not a curated record. Gene Ontology annotation, molecular function: protein binding; zinc ion binding.